Messenger RNA from Vicia faba (fava bean), 543 nucleotides. The record is from the annotation of a GenBank genome assembly. Lineage: Eukaryota; Viridiplantae; Streptophyta; Magnoliopsida; Fabales; Fabaceae.
AUGGCAGCUUCAACAUAUUUAUGUUUGUCGCUCACCAUUUCUAUGUUUUUUGUUUCACAUGCCUCUUUACCAACAUUAAACCUAAAAUUCUACCAAAAUGUAUGUAAAAAACCUGGUGAAGUACACUUCGAACAACAAUGUUUGAGACUUCUACAAUCCCACCCUGCACUUAUUGUGGUUAACGACCCUCUUACCUUUGCCAAGUUAUUUGUAAAAACGGUGGCAUUAGACAGGGUAACAAAAGCUCAAGCAUACCUUAAACAAAUGAUGAACAAGUAUCCUUCUUCUCAACCAAUCAAAGAAUGCGCAACCAGUAAGUACAAUACGAUGGUAAUGGAGUUAAAAGGUGUGUUGAUUGAGGAUCCUGAAGCUGUAUGCUUGGUUGUCCAAUAUGCUGGCGAUGCACUUAACGAAUGUCAAACCCUUUUAGCCGAUGAAAAGACAGUUAAUGUUUCUUCCAUUAUUACCUUGAAUAACGACUUGAAGUUUCUUAUUGAUAUUGUAAGAAGAGCAUCAGGAAGUAUAAAAUAUUCAAAUGAAUAA